This is a messenger RNA of Colletotrichum abscissum, 1335 nucleotides long. Its product is annotated as RNA exonuclease. Bases 1 to 1335 code for a protein of 444 amino acids. Gene Ontology annotation, molecular function: exonuclease activity; nucleic acid binding. Gene Ontology annotation, cellular component: nucleus. Lineage: Eukaryota; Fungi; Ascomycota; Sordariomycetes; Glomerellales; Glomerellaceae. Gene Ontology annotation, biological process: rRNA processing; ribosomal large subunit assembly. The transcript is spliced from 3 exons. The record is from RefSeq and is a predicted model, not a curated record.
AUGGCUCUCUACCAGCAACCCCAAAACCCGUAUGGGGCCCCGUCCCUCGUCAUCGAGCCGACCCAGAGCUACCUCUACCAUCUCCGAUCAAUGGCCCAUCGGAAAGACAUCCUCAUCAAGAGCGGCUUCAUCCUCAAUCCACUGUCUGAGAGAGAUAUUGACGAUAAGAAGCGAUGCCGCAGAUGCAACCUCCGCUGCUCCAACAACAGGAACAAAUUCAAAUCGAAUGGGAAAGGGCCACACGCCGAUGCGAAGUCCUCAUCGGUUCAGCCCAAGACCAAAACGUUCACCAGAUCUUCUUCCAUAGCCGACGAGGAGCCCGAGGGCGCAAAAGGGGACGAGAAGCCCGCAAAGCCGGUCCUUAAGUGUCAGUAUCACACCGGCCGCGUCAUAAAUAUGCGCUGGAACUGCUGCAGAGUCCACGUUUCCGAGCCAGGCUGCACGUACGCUCCAGAGCACCUCGUCCGGAACUAUCCCUCGGGUGAAAUCCACGACCGUCACCAAUUCCACAAAACCCCGACUCACGCCCUCCUGGACCUGGGAACUGACACCGUGCCGUCCGCUCAGAGGGCACCGCGUCUCGCCGUCGCCAUGGACUGCGAAAUGGGCGUGGCCUACGACGGAGAAUCUGAGCUCAUCCGCGUCACCCUCGUCGACUACUUCACAUCAGAGAUCCUCCUCGACAGCCUCGUCUACCCGCAGGUUCGCAUGGCGCACUACAACACGCGCUUCUCGGGUGUCUCCCGCCAAGACAUGCAGGCUGCGCGAUCAAAGGGCAAGUGUAUCACUGGCGGGCUGGCCAACGUCAGGGCCGCCGUGUGGGAGUGGGUGAGCGCCGAGACCAUUGUCGUCGGACACGCCGUCCACAACGACCUCGCAUCACUGCGAUGGAUUCACCCCAAGGUGGUGGACUCCUUGAUUCUCGCUACUAACGUGCGGGCCGAAACUGAGAGACUGGAAGCGGAGGAGGAGGAGGAGAGAGCCAAUAAGGAGGCCGAGAAAGCUGCCGCUGAGGCUGCUGCUGAAGCCGUCGCCGAAGGCGGCGUCAACUUGGAGGAAGAAGACCUAAUCUCAUUUGAUAAGCCCGAAUCCUUGGAAAAGACCGACGAGGGAGGAGGUCUCGCCAAGAGGAAGCCCCAGAAGCGCAAGGCCGGCGGGCUCUCCCUCAAGGCGCUGACAUCCGAGAUGCUUGGUCGUGACAUCCAAAAGGGUAGGGUCGGUCACGACAGCCUGGAAGAUGCCUUGGCGUCGAGGGAUCUGGUGCACUGCUUCGUGGCCAAGAAGCUUGCGGAGUCGGUCCAGGACGGCGGACCGAUCAUUCCUGGCUUCUGGUAA